Colossoma macropomum (tambaqui) is the source of this 2794-nucleotide messenger RNA. RefSeq names its product activating signal cointegrator 1 complex subunit 2 (gene ascc2). The record is from RefSeq and is a predicted model, not a curated record. The coding region runs from base 121 to 2415 and encodes 764 amino acids. Gene Ontology annotation, biological process: regulation of DNA-templated transcription. Gene Ontology annotation, molecular function: ubiquitin binding. The transcript has 19 exons. NCBI's taxonomy places the organism in Eukaryota, Metazoa, Chordata, Actinopteri, Characiformes, Serrasalmidae.
GUGCACUAGGUGCAGUGGUGCACUCGGUCUGCUCCCUUGUAGCACUGAUUCGGCUCAUGGCUUCAGAAUCAAAGACUCACACAACUAAUCCGGAGCGCAAACAGUCUUAAUGAGAAGGAGAUGGCCUGCGCCAGAGUUCCCCUAGACGAGCAGCAGGUGACGGAGGGUCCGCAGGGUAGAGAGCGGACCCUUCCAGCUCUGCACCCGGAGCGUAAAGAGGACAGGGGUUUCCUGCCCUACCAACCGCCACCUGAGGACGGCUCACCUGCACAGGUAGAGGAAUUCCUGGAGCAGGCCCAGUUCAUUUCGGAGGACCUGGAGUGGCUGCUGGCGUUACCUCAUGACAAGUUCUGGUGCCAGGUGGUGUUUGAUGAGUCUCUACAGAAGUGUCUGGACUCGUAUCUGAGGAACGCUCCACGUGGUAUAGACUCUGCCAGCCUCUCUUCCUCUCCGGCCGUGGCAGAAAUGCAGCGCAGCCUUCAUCGCUCCGUCUUCAUGGUCUUCCUCAGGAUGGCCACGCACAAGGAGUCCAAGGACAACUUCAUCACACCUGCUGUGUUUGGAGAAAUUAUUUAUGACAACUUCCUGUUCGACAUUCCGAAAAUCCUGGACCUGUGUGUGCUGUUUGGUAGAGGGAAUACUCAACUGCUGCACAAAAUGAUCGAGAACAUCUUCAAUCAGCAGCCCAGUUACUAUGGCGACCUGAACGAGACUGUGCCCUCGAUCAUUCAGGUGUUUGAUACGAUUCUGGAGAAGUGCGGACUGCAGUCUGAGGAGACAGGAGCCAGUGAGCCGGUCAAACUGAACACACAACCCCGCCGCACCACCAUGACCAUGACAGAGGAGGAUCUUGCUGACCUGGUGUUGUACCUGUGCGACACCUGCACCACCAUACACUCUUUUCUGGACAUCUUCCCUGGAGCCUGCUCCACCUUUCACCAACACGGCUUCCUCAACAGAUUGUCCUCGUUCUACGAGACAGCAGUGCCCGAUCUGGAGAAAGCGCUGACAAAGAGAAACUUCGAUAAAUGUCUGCAGGAGGAUCUGUGGAGGAGAGUGUGUCACUCCCGCAGGAGAAUGGUGGAGAUCACACACCUGCUGCUGCAGCACACCUGCCUGCAGCCUAUACUGGAGGGCUCUGAACAUACAGCUUCAUUUGUAGAGGAUUUUCUUCAGACCUUCUCAGCUUUCCUACAAGAGAAAAGGUUUUUGGCGGAUUAUGAUGAGCAGUUUCCUGUGGCUGAUGACAUCAGUCUCCUUCAGCAGGCUUUUCCUCACCUAGAUGACACGCGGACGUCGUACCUGCUGCAGGCUGUAGAGUCCGCGUGGGACAGCAUCGGGAAAAAAAGGCCCGUUACGGCCUCGUCAGCCAAUCAGAGUGGAGACACUGCGAGCAAGGCAUACCCAGAUACGAGACCAGCCCUGAUGGAGGCAGCGGGAGGUGGAGCUACGAUGGGGGAGGAGCUUAGAGGGGCAGAGGCUAUGAUGGACAUCCCUCGCAAAGGAGCCAAUGGGGCAGUGUGCACUGUGAGUGCUGGAGAGUUGGAGUCUCUGCUCUCUCAUAUCCGCGACCUGUUGCCGGAUCUGGGCGAGGGUUUCCUGCUGGCCUGCCUGGAAGAAUACGGCUACGACAGUGAACUCGUCAUCAACAACAUUCUGGAGGACAAACUGGCUCCAGAACUCAACAAGCUGGACCGAGCAAUGCCCAGGCCAGUGAAGGAAGCUCUGCCCUCAGUGAUGAGCUCCAGAUCCAACGUGUUCGACGACGACGAGUUUGAUGUGUUUAAUCGUGACCAGCUGGACAUGAGCCGCGUGUGGAAGGGCAGGAGGCAGGGGGAGAGCGUCCGCGAGAUGCUCGAUGAUAAACGCCACAUUGAUGAACAGAGAGAGAGGUAUCAGAGCUAUCAGACCGUGGUGGAGGAGGUUCCCAUAGCAACCGACCAGUCCGGUAACCAAGGCGGCACUUACGCCUUUGAUGACUACGAUGACGAAUAUGAUGACACGUAUGACAUCAACCAGGUGGGGGCCAAUGACCUGGAUGAGGACGACGAGCUGCUGAACCGCAGACCCUUCACCACACCGCAGGUGCUCAGGACUGGACGGCAGGAGCAAGAGGAAGAGGAGGGAGAAGAGGAAGAAGAAGAAAAGGAAGACGCAGUGAAGCGAGAUCAGUUUGUGCAGGACCCUGCGGUGCUAAGAGAACGAGCAGAAGCCAGACGAAUCGCCAUGCAGAGCAGGAAAGGCUACAGACUGCCCCCUCAGAGUCAUGUGGUGGGCGGACCUAAGGGGCGGGGCCAGACGCAGGAAACCGUUGUGGAUCGGCGCAGGAAGGAAAUGAACAAGAGCCGGGGAGCCAAUCACAAUCGCCGAGCCAUGGCGGACAGGAAGAGGAACAAAGGCAUGAUCCCGUCCUGAGACGGAGAAAAACAAUGCUGACUGCGCACCAGACUGGACUGGAUACAGUUAAUAUUAUAAAUAAUCCGAGAGAUUUAGAGGAGAUGGAGGAUGCUCCACGUACUAGAUACUGAGUGUAGCACCCAUUAAAUACGUAUGUCGUCGCCGUGGUAACAAAACCUCACAUCUUCAAAAGAAAAGGGGAAAAACAUCUAAAAUAUAACACACAUUAAUUAAAAGACAUAAUUUUGGAGCAUUUCUAUUCACCUACUCAUCGAUAUAUAAACGAUAUAUAUAAAUAAAUUAAUUAAUUAAUAAAUAAAUGCAGAGGUUUUGAUUCGACAGCGACGAUAUGAUCUAAGGAACAUCCAGACGCUCCGUUUACCGGCCUUUACUUUUU